CAGGGAGGGGAGGAACUAUUAUUUUAACCCUCUCCACUGGCAAACGCCAUGUUCCCUAAUGCUGCAGAAUGGGUCAACCAUAUAGCAAGAAAUACAGAAGGGCAUUUGCCUGUAAUAAAAGUGGAUAUACUAUUGGUAAGGAAAAGACCCGAUCUAAUUCAGUGCCAAACAGUGCACUAACUAUUCCAGUGUAAUCAUAGUUGAUGCCCUUGAGGAAAUAUUUAAUUUCCUUUAACCUGGUACAGACUUUUUGAGCAUGCACCAGCUGUUUGUUGAUUGCCUUAUUAAUUAGCCCUCAUGAGGUAACACUGGAGCUUCAGAUUGGAUAUUUCUUGACUCUUUUAAGUUCAGCUCUUUCCCAUGCAAGAGACAGCGUUCAUGAAACAUGAAAGGGAAUCCAAGUUGGACUCUUCAGCAAGUGGAGCUGGACGCCCCACUCCUCUCUCUUCUCGAAGGGACAACUCCUCAAGGGGAGCAGGCCAGGUGGCAGAUGACGGCAGCCCGAAAGACUACAAGAAGAUGUACGAGCAGGCUUUACAGACCAAUGAGAAACUUAAGUCCAGGCUCGAGGACAGCAAAAAGGAGCUGGCUAGGAUCCAAGCUCGACUAGAGAGAGUCAACCAGAAACAGGGUAAAACAUCUGAGCGGUCCAACAUGAUGGACAAGGACAAAGGGGAGAAGCACAUUCUGGAGAAAAAGAUAUCAGAGAUGGAGGAUGAGCUGAAGGUGAGGACGGAGCUGAAGAGUGAGAACCAGCGGCUGAAGGAUGAGAAUGGAGCACUGAUCCGCGUCAUUAGCAAGUUAUCCAAAUAAAAACAAAGAGGAUGAAACUAUGAAACCUCAAGACUCAAACCAGUUCUCCGGUCACUGCCUGAGGAGUUCCUACUGUCUAAAUAAAGUGUUACACACACACACACACACACACACACACACACACACACACACACACACCACUGUCAAGACCCCGUUUGAACACGUGUCUAUGGGGUUACGGUUGUCUCACUCUACUGCCAUCUACUGUUAGAACAUUAGUGUUGCUUCACAGUAUGUGGAAUAUACUUUGCAGUAAUUUGAAUUUGAUUCAAAUUAUGGACAGUUGUUGUACUCAAAUUAACUUCAGAUAUACACCUGCUAUAACUUGGAGUAACGGGAGUUGUGUCUACACUGGUAGUCUGAUUUGAGACACUGUUUUACUAUCACAUCACCCUUGCCUGGUAGGUUACAGUGACCAUAUAGUCUGCGGUACUGUAUUGCAUGUUAAGUCUUGAUACUCACAUUAUGUUAAUUUGAAGAUUAUUUAAGAGUUAUUGAAAACAUUAGCUGUAUCUGAGGAAGAUUUGUGUGUUGUCUUGAUGCGGAUUUUGAUCACAUUCCUCCUGGUUUGAGUAUGCCAUCUUAAUAUGUAAGGCAUUUCUUUUUGUUUCUCUUCAAUCAAAGAAAUCUUAUUUAUUACACAAGUGAAAACUCU
Messenger RNA from Sardina pilchardus (European sardine), 1468 nucleotides. RefSeq names its product protein phosphatase 1 regulatory subunit 12B-like. The record is from RefSeq and is a predicted model, not a curated record. Gene Ontology annotation, molecular function: phosphatase regulator activity; enzyme inhibitor activity; protein kinase binding. Bases 361 to 813 code for a protein of 150 amino acids. The transcript has 7 exons. Lineage: Eukaryota; Metazoa; Chordata; Actinopteri; Clupeiformes; Clupeidae. Gene Ontology annotation, cellular component: cytoplasm.